Molecule: messenger RNA, 2417 nt
Organism: Alexandromys fortis (reed vole)
Lineage: Eukaryota; Metazoa; Chordata; Mammalia; Rodentia; Cricetidae
Gene: Dedd
Product: death effector domain containing
Exons: 5
Coding region: 1350-2306 (318 amino acids)
Biological process (GO): regulation of apoptotic process; apoptotic process; extrinsic apoptotic signaling pathway via death domain receptors
Cellular component (GO): nucleolus
Molecular function (GO): DNA binding; protein binding
Source: RefSeq, a predicted model, not a curated record
AGGACGUGGGAGAAGGGGGGAAGAUUGGACUUGAGACGUUUCGUGAAGGGAGGCUUUCAAAGUGUUAAUUGGAAGUGGAAGCGGAAGGGCCUUGGGGAGAAUUCGGGUGGAAAAGGAGAGAAGGAGGGUUUGGGGACUGGGGAGAGUGGAGAUGUGCCGUGGCGGUGUAGAAAGUGAGAGACCCGGAGGAAAGUUUGGAAGGAAGGGGAGAUAGGGCAGUGGAGCUGCACGGAUGAGAGAGGUUUGGGGGUUUCCCUCUCCCCUGUGGAAAGACAGCAGAGUUAGGCAGUAUCAGUUGCAGCCAAUUUUAAUUGCCAGGCGCUUAGCUUUUAAUAGGGUGGGAAGGGCAGAAAGGAAUGGUCAUGUGGGUUUGGAGAAUUGGGGUUGAAUGAGGGUUCAACCGGAUUUGCUUUCCAAAACAGACUCUUGCUUACUGCUUCCUUGUUUUUCCUGGUUACAAAUAGGGAGAUGAGUAAAGCGCUCUUCUAGGUUUUUUUUUUUUUGCAAUUAGCCGUACAAGAAUGGGGAGGGAAUCGUGAUUGGAACCUUAUAUAUCAAGGUGGAGGGGCUAGGAGCCUGAGGAGGCUAUGGAAGAGGCAGGCUGGCAUUUAGGUAAUCAGGCUAAUUAAAUAUGCCUUCCUUUGCAGACCCUCCUUUGGCUCUUCGGGUGCUGGGAGGGAAGGGGGGUCCAUAUGCAUAUUUUGAGGCCUGGUUCUUACUGAAGCGUAGGUGUGACUGGAUGCUGCUUUAGUGGCUAUUUUGUUCUUGUGUGCUAAAGGAAAAGGUGAAGUUCGAAAUUGAUUCUGGCCUGCUGAGUGAAGUCUAGCGAAGGAAGUGCUUUCUUGGGCUGCAACUUUUCCCCUUCCAGUUCCCCCUGAGCGCCCAUGUUGUAAGAAAAUAGAUGGACUAAGGAUUUGAGGAGAAAAGGGAGACGGUGUCAGCGGAAUGGUUUUUUUCCCAGAGGUGGUUGAGUUGGGGCUCUUCUUGCUAUGAGCCAUUGAGCCUGGAAGUUCUUGGCGUUGAUACUACAUUGUGAAUUGACAAUCAGAGAGGGGACUUUAGGGACUUUGUUAUGUUUGAGUUCUCUUUAGCUUGGAGUAGUUUGUUCAGUGAGGUGACUUUUAGGCUUCGUUGACUUUUUUUGACUAACUGUGGACCUUUGAAGUUUCAAAAUAAAGCUUGAAAUUUUGCUCUUUCCCUCCUUACUUGUUUUUGUUUUUGUUUUUUCUGCUGGCUUUGAAACUUGUGCUAGGAAGAGACCUGGGAAAUUAAAUUUCUUGCAAAGGACACUGGAGAUUGCAGCUGCUGAGCAGGGGUUCUGGAAGGCACUCUGUCCCUGAGCCUCUAGCAUGGCGGGCCUGAAGCGGCGGGCAAGCCAGGUGUGGCCUGAAGAGCAUGGUGAGCAGGAACAUGGGCUCUACAGCCUCCACCGUAUGUUUGACAUCGUGGGCACCCACCUAACGCACAGAGAUGUUCGUGUGCUUUCUUUUCUCUUCGUUGAUGUUAUUGACGACCAUGAGCGUGGACUCAUUCGAAAUGGCCGUGACUUCUUACUGGCACUGGAGCGCCAGGGCCGCUGUGAUGAGAGUAACUUUCGCCAGGUGCUACAGCUGCUGCGCAUCAUCACUCGCCAUGACUUGCUGCCCUACGUUACUCUCAAGAAGAGACGGGCUGUGUGCCCUGAUCUUGUAGACAAGUAUCUGGAGGAAACAUCAAUUCGCUAUGUGACCCCCAGAGCCCUCAGUGAUCCAGAACCGAGGCCUCCCCAGCCCUCUAAAACAGUGCCUCCCCACUAUCCUGUGGUGUGCUGCCCCACUUCAGGUUCUCAGAUGUGUAGUAAGCGACCAGCCCGAGGGAGAGCCACACUUGGGAACCAGCGAAAACGCCGGAAGUCGGUGACACCAGAUCCCAAGGAAAAGCAGACAUGUGACAUCAGGCUUCGAGUCCGGGCGGAAUACUGCCAGCAUGAGACUGCUCUGCAAGGCAACGUCUUCUCCAAUAAGCAGGACCCACUUGAGCGCCAGUUUGAGCGCUUUAACCAGGCCAACACUAUCCUCAAGUCCCGGGACCUGGGCUCCAUCAUCUGUGACAUCAAGUUCUCUGAGCUCACCUACCUCGACGCAUUCUGGCGCGACUACAUCAAUGGCUCGUUAUUAGAAGCACUGAAAGGUGUCUUCAUCACAGACUCUCUCAAGCAAGCUGUGGGCCACGAAGCCAUCAAGCUGCUGGUGAAUGUGGAUGAGGAGGACUAUGAGCUUGGCCGACAGAAACUCCUGAGGAACUUGAUGCUGCAAGCAUUGCCCUGACCUUUCCCCCUUCUCACCUCUGGGGAUUGUUCGCUCCAUCACGUCUGGAGCUUACACACUGGGGUUUGUUCUCUGCCCUUCAGCCAAUCACACCGCCUUUUUUUUUUUUUU